Molecule: messenger RNA, 1962 nt
Organism: Silurus meridionalis
Lineage: Eukaryota; Metazoa; Chordata; Actinopteri; Siluriformes; Siluridae
Gene: rer1
Product: retention in endoplasmic reticulum sorting receptor 1
Exons: 7
Coding region: 134-724 (196 amino acids)
Biological process (GO): protein retention in ER lumen; retrograde vesicle-mediated transport, Golgi to endoplasmic reticulum
Cellular component (GO): Golgi membrane
Source: RefSeq, a predicted model, not a curated record
GGUGAUCCAUUAGUUUAGUCUGAAAUGAGCUUUGCCUGGGCGGAAGUACUGACGUGUUCACAGCGGAGUAACGCGAGCGGCGGACAGGCAGCCGAGAGUGACACAGCGGCAGCACCCGGUCAGAAAAGACAGUAUGUCAGAAGGAGACAGUUCUGGUGAAUCCAUCCAUGGGAAAGCAUCCGUCAUAUCAAGCUUCUUCACACGUCUUGGACAGAUCUACCAGUCAUGGUUGGACAAGUCAACUCCGUUCUCAGCAGUACGAUGGGCGGUCACGCUUCUCCUUACAGCAAUAUACAUGAUCAGAGUGUAUAUACUACAGGGGUGGUACAUAGUCACAUAUGCUCUGGGAAUAUACCAUCUCAAUUUGUUCAUUGCUUUCCUCUCACCGAAAGUGGACCCCUCGUUGCUUGAUGACCCAGAUGAUGGUCCAGCACUUCCCACAAAGCAGAAUGAGGAGUUCCGGCCAUUUAUCAGACGACUGCCUGAAUUCAAAUUCUGGCAUUCUGCGACGAAAGGCAUCGUCAUCGCUAUGAUUUGCACAUUCUUCGAAGCCUUCAACGUGCCAGUGUUCUGGCCGAUCCUUGUGAUGUACUUCAUCAUGCUCUUCUGCAUCACCAUGAAGCGUCAGAUCAAGCACAUGAUUAAGUACAGGUACCUGCCCUUCACGCAUGGGAAGAGGACAUACAGAGGCAAGGAAGACACAGGGAAAACCUUUGCUAGUUAAAAAAUACAAAAAAAAAAACCCCUACCCCCCCAAUUGAAAUUAAAGUUAUUGAUGAAGAAUGCAUACAGGGAUUGAAGUUUUGUAAGGUUUUUUUUUUUUUUUUCUUCUUUCUUUUGAUGUUUUUGUGGGUAUGCAAACAACAUAUGUAGGCUUACCGGAAAAGAGUUUUGAUCCAUGAUGACAGUGUUGGGUGUUUUGUGUAAUGAUUACGGCUGCCUUUGAUGAGUAAAAAGUGCAUGGGGUUCGAGUCGUGGCGAGAUUUCCGCGAAGGAGGAAAACUGGAUCUAUUCACACCGUGCUCAUUACCUGAUCUGAUUUAGGUGUUCAUUGUGUCACAGUCAUUAGAUAAGAGCCAGAGAUUCAUCAGCAUCCAGACAUUUCUCUAAGCACCCGAUAAUUCGCACUCGUUCGCACUGAAGUACUUAUUUCUCAGCACCAUUCACUGAUCUAAAAAACAGAUUCAGUAUUUAGAUGCAAAACAGAUGUUUUGACACUAUUGCCCAACACCGAUUCAUGUGAUUUGCCUUCAUUCUUGAAUGUGCAUUCUCUACUUUUCUUUGUGUGUAUAUAAAUAUAUUUUGUGCCUAGUAACAUCCUUUCUAGCAGCUUGUAAUUUAUUUUGAAGUAGUUAAAUCCCCCUGAUCAUUAAGUUGAAUUGUAUUUGGUUGCUCAGUAGAACUAGUUGUACAUUUGUAAUAGUUACUUCAUUCCAAACAAAACUUUUUUCUCUCUCUCUCUUUUUCUUCUUUUUCAGAGGAAACAUAAAGAGUCUUGAGGGCUUAACAAAUUUAAGAAAUGGAUGGAGAGGGUUGACUUUUUUUUUUUUUUUGUUUUUUCUCUUCUUCAUUAACAUUGUUCUGGACCCUAACUGCUAAUAUAGAGAGGUUUUUUUCAGCACUGUAGGUGAGGAUCAAAACAUUUUUUCCUAUUAAUGUGCAUAAUGUUUUAUGGGGGUUUAUAUAUAAAUAUAUAUGUAUAUUUUAAAGGGUAAAUCAAGAUUAUUUUGGAUGUCCAUUUUUUUCUUUUUUUUUUUUUUUUUUUUUUAGACAUGUGAUUCAAAUUGUUAAUUUUGACAUUAAAUUAAAAUACAAACGUUGGAUACUAGAUCUAUACAUUUGUCAUUAAAGGCAUUGCAUGUCACUGGUUUACUUGUGUUACUGUUGAAAAGAAAAUGAUUUUAAUAACUACAAUGUAAAAUUUUUCACUCCAACUGCUAUUAAAAAGACCGUGCCCCUUCA